UGUAGUGCUGCUCUGGCAGUGGUACCUGCCUGGUAACCAGUGCACAUGGUGAGCCACACUUCCUUAAAUUUCCACAAAACACAGGUGUAGAAUUAGCCCUGUGUGAUUCAGGAUGACUCCAUUUCCACGCCACCCUUCCUGUCGUGAUGUUGCUGUCCUAUGUAGUGAUUAAAUUCAUCAAAAAUAACUUAUUUUAAGCAGUGGCCAGUUUAAAAGCCUGAUGAGAGAAUGACUGUUAAAAUAAUUAGAUUUCCAGCUCCAGUUUCCAGGUUAGGAUAUUAUGGAGACAUUUGUUCCUAUCACAUUUGCUUUGUGGUUCAGUAUGAAUUUUCAAUAGAUGACUUUGCGAUAAGAAAGCAGCAAUUCAGAUGCAGUUAUAUAAACAGUAAGAUCAGCCUGGAAUUAGCCUGGAGAGUAUAAAGCACACACGGAUCUGGUGCUGGGUCACUGUUUCUCCCAGCUGAAGGCAGAAUCAGGUUCCUGUAUUAGGGAAGAAUUCAGCUGACAAGAGCAUGAGUCCCUUCUUUGUGAUGUCUCUCCUCUUUGGCCUGACUGUUUGUCAAACAGCAUCACUUUGUGCUCCUUCAGAGUAUAUAAUCCACGUGGAGAAAAGGGAAUGUGCCUACUGCCUGGCCAUCAACACCACUAUCUGUGCCGGAUUCUGCAUGACUCGGGACAGCAAUGGCAAGAAGCUGCUACUCAAAAGCGCUCUGUCCCAGAACGUUUGCACAUAUAAAGAGAUGCUGUAUCAAACAGCACUGAUUCCAGGCUGUCCUCAUCACACCAUCCCUUAUUACUCCUACCCUGUGGCCGUGAGUUGCAAGUGUGGUAAAUGUAACACUGACUAUAGUGACUGUGUUAAUGAGAAGGUCAGGACAAACUACUGCACUAAACCACAGAAGCUUUGUAACAUGUAAGCCUCCAACAGAAUGUAGUCAGAAUGUACCUCUCUGCUUACAACUAAACGUAAAUAAAAGUGUAUUUCAUAA
Messenger RNA from Neopsephotus bourkii (Bourke's parrot), 989 nucleotides. RefSeq names its product thyroid stimulating hormone subunit beta (gene TSHB). Bases 513 to 917 code for a protein of 134 amino acids. The transcript is spliced from 3 exons. Lineage: Eukaryota; Metazoa; Chordata; Aves; Psittaciformes; Psittacidae. The record is from RefSeq and is a predicted model, not a curated record. Gene Ontology annotation, molecular function: hormone activity. Gene Ontology annotation, cellular component: extracellular region; cytoplasm. Gene Ontology annotation, biological process: G protein-coupled receptor signaling pathway.